Messenger RNA from Prionailurus viverrinus (fishing cat), 1879 nucleotides. RefSeq names its product regulator of cell cycle (gene RGCC). Gene Ontology annotation, cellular component: cytoplasm. Lineage: Eukaryota; Metazoa; Chordata; Mammalia; Carnivora; Felidae. Gene Ontology annotation, biological process: regulation of cell cycle. Gene Ontology annotation, molecular function: protein kinase binding; protein kinase activator activity. Bases 860 to 1378 code for a protein of 172 amino acids. The record is from RefSeq and is a predicted model, not a curated record. The transcript has 5 exons.
GUAUGCGCCGCAUUUACGCAGUCAUUUCUUCCCCUGAAAAAACUCUUCCUGAAUAAAGUCGGGGCUGGCGUGAAAGCCCAGGACUGAGGUCAAACUCCGGGCUCCGGGAUGGGAGCAAUUAAGGUUUGUAACCGCGUGGACUCCACGACUUCGGUCCCUUCUCGUCCCCUACUCUCUCCAGUCUGCCUACAAUCAGUAAGUCCCCUGGGGAAAUGCGGUGGGGACACGGGAGCCUCCCUCUGCGUCUCCGCCACCCGUCUGGGCCUCCUAGGGCUACUGUAUUCUUCGCAGCAAACGCUAGAGGCUCGGCACUUCCCAUUUCACAGCUGAGGAAACUAAGGCUCCAGGUUAAGGGCGCGCGGCAGGAAGCGGGGGAGCUCCAGCCUAGCCGUAAACUCUUUGGGGCUCCGGUGGCGACAGAGACACUUCGGCGACUGGGGUUGUCAGGGCGCGCGGGCGAGGCGGCGAGUAAAUAUUUGGGGCUGUAACCCGGGCUCCGGCAACUCACCGUCACUGCGGUUCCCGGGCGGGCGCGUGGCGAGGGCGGCGCCUGGGGGACAGGGGCGUCCCCGCGUGGCGGCUGGGACAGACCUCGCGGCCCCGCCCCGGCCCGCCUCCGCCCGCGGCUAUAAGACGGCAGAGCGGGAGGGUGGCGGCGGUGGGAGAAAGAGCGGGCGUGCGCACCGUGCUGCAGGCGGCUCGGCGGGAGCGCGGCCGGGCGAGGGCGGCCGGCAGAGCGGGAGCGCGGAGCGCGAGAGCCGGCCCGGAGCAGCCCCGGCGUGGGCGCGAGCGGGUGCACCGUUUCCGAGCCCAGCACCUCCUAGGACCCUCCGCCGCUCGCGCGGGGCCGAGCCUGCCCAUGAAGCCGCCGGCUGCGCAGAGCAGCCCCGCGGCGGCCGCGGCCGCAGCCCCGGCCUUGGACUCGGCGGCCGCCGGGGACCUGACGGAUGCGCUGUGCGAGUUUGACGCGGUGCUGGCCGACUUCGCGUCGCCCUUCCACGAGCGCCACUUCCACUACGAGGAGCACCUGGAGCGCAUGAAGCGGCGGAGCAGCGCCAGCGUGAGCGACAGCAGCGGCUUCAGCGACUCCGACAGUGCAGAUUCGCUCUAUAGGAACAGCUUCAGCUUCAGUGAUGAAAAACUGAAUUCUCCAACAGAUGCUGCUCCAGCUCUUCUCUCCCCCACCGUCCCUCCUCGGAAAGCUAAACUAGGAGACACGAAAGAGCUAGAAGACUUUAUUGCUGAUCUUGACAGAACAUUAGCGACACAAUUUGUACGAGACCUGUGGAACAAGCCUGCCUACUUCAUGGAAAUUGCAGCUGGCCGCCCGGUUGUACCAGUUAAUCAGACAUACAUUACGUGGGAAACCUGCCAUUAAGUGUGAUGCUUUGAUGCCUGUCUGCGACGGUGUUAAGCUCUGGUUAAGCCUAGGAAUUGGAAACUCUUAUGAGUGCAUGAUAACCUUAUUUAUCUCCUUUUAACAGGUAUGUGAAACAAGGAGAAGUUCUGGGUCCUUUCAUCCUAAGGGAGAAGCUUCAGAAAGCUCCGAGGACCCUGGUAAACUCAGCUACGGAAUUUGCUGCCAGAGCAGACAGAGAUGAGAACUCACCUACCAGUAGGCCAUUCUCAGACUCGUUCUGAAACCAGCCUUUGAUCAUCUCUGGGCAAUUUAGAGAGUGAAACUGACUUUGUUGACCAGCUUGCAGCAUAUUAGAACAGAUGACCCAUGCUAAUAUUGUAUUUUCUCUCAAAACAUAGCUUUCCUGUAAUUUAAAGUGCAUUUAUGGAAAUAUUUGUAAUUAAUUAUAUAUAGUUGGAAACAGUAAUAUGCUUUUCCCAGUAUAAUAUAUUUUUGUAUGCAAAUAAAAUUUGAACUGGA